AUGACAACACCAUCGAGGAUUGAUAUAGAAGUCUCAUAUCGAUCCGACCCCGUAGCCUUGAAGAACAGGCUGCGUCGGUCGAGACACGACGUUGAGGAAGUAACUAUCCGGUUGGAUUCUUCCUUUUGCGCGGAAGGCGAACCCGACAACAUAGAAUGGCAGUAUCCGCUUUUGCAAGCCAUCGGCUCGGGGCUAUCCCAAACGAGAACGAUAAAAAUUCAGGGUCCCGCCUGUGCUGCUCAUCCAUUGCAUCUGCAUUGCGUGACAAGGAUAUUGGAAUUUUGUGCUGGCGUGGUACAUUUGGAUCUUUCCAGUCUGAAACUCAAAAGCUGGGCGGAACAAGAUGAAUUGGCAUUCUGGGCCGUGUUGGAACAGCAGGUUUCACUGGAAGAAUUUCGAAUGUCGGGAGUAUGGUUUCACAAUGUGGAAUCUCGAUUGAUGCGACUCUUGGCUACCUUGCCAAACCUAAAGGUGGUCGCCAUCCGAGCGACCAAUUCGGUUUCAGAGACUGUACCGUCACUGUUUGCGUCCCACAGUUUGCAAAAGGUGGUGCUCUUUUCGACAGUGCUAUGCGACGAAGCAUCACAAGCCCUUCUGGCAGCACUGGAACAAAACACCAGUGUACGAGAGGCUAGUUUGGGAUUGACUUGUGGGGCUUCAGGCGGACCGGCUCUACAGCAAAUGCUUCAAAACAACCAUACACUGGAAAAGCUAUGGAUCCGAAUAAACUCUUUAGAGUCGGACCACGACAAUCAACGGAUUGCUCAGGCGCUCAGGACAGCUGGCCACUUGCUCGAGUUUGGCCUCUACGGGGAAAAACACGUGUCUGCGGCUAGCGAAGAGUUCUUUGUGGAUGUGCUGCGAACCGACAAUAUGAAAUUGAAAGUAUUGGAGCUGCAAACACCGGAACGAAUUAGCGAAGAAAUGCACUAUUUGCUCUUGUUGAAUGAAGUGGGACGCGAGGAGCUGUUGCACGGGGCCCCUCCUCGACAAUCCUGGAUACAAGCAAUCGUCAACACGCGACACGAUCUAAACUGCCUGUUUUAUCUACUUCACGCCAAUCCGAUGCUCUGUUCGUCAGAGAUAUGA
Messenger RNA from Seminavis robusta, 1089 nucleotides. NCBI's taxonomy places the organism in Eukaryota, Bacillariophyta, Bacillariophyceae, Naviculales, Naviculaceae. The record is from the annotation of a GenBank genome assembly.